UUAUUACCAUCAGGAGCUUGUAGGCUUUGCUUUCCGAAUUUAUUUUAGCACAAAAUUUUGUUUUUUUACUAAUAUAAAUCCAAAAAACUACAAAAUUUCUUGCAAUAUUCUUUGCGUUUGUAUUUUAAAAAAAAAACCUCUCUACCAUAAAUUAAUUAGAGGCAAAGGUAAUCGUAACCACUUGCUAGCCGGUGCAAACGAAGAACUAGUUCACUUUGAAGCGGCGCGGAAUCAAUGUGAUUCCAUUGGUACACCAAUACAACUCUAGAUAGCAACAACAGCAUUAACUGCUCAGAACAUUAAGAAGUUGAGGUGAAAGUGGCAAAAGCCUCUAAGCGCUAGCGUGGAAGCAACGUAGCGGAGAACGGGGCUUUACAGUUGCAAGAUAGCCAACAUACCAACAUAAGGAGACAGCUCAGCGGAACUGUCAAAAAGUCUAACCCGGAGAAAGGAGCAACAGCUGUUGCUAGCCACAGACACACACACAUACACUUACACACAGGCACACACGUACAAAAUGCCACACAAACAGUCUCAAAGCUGGAUUUACACCUGCCUCUUGGUCAGUAUCUUGCCUACAUUGUGCGUGGGCUUACUCGACGGUCUCUACUGUGGCAAAGAAAACUGUUACGAUGUGCUGGGCGUCACACGUGAAUCCUCAAAGUCGGAGAUCGGCAAGGCCUACCGGCAGCUGGCACGCAAAUAUCAUCCCGAUCUGCACCGUGGCGAGGAGGCCAAGGCGCUGGCCGAGCAGAAGUUUAAGCUCGUUGCCACCGCCUACGAGAUACUGCGCGACGAGGAGUCCCGCACAGACUACGACUACAUGCUGGAUAACCCGGACGCCUACUAUGCGCAUUACUAUCGCUACUACCGACGACGUGUGGCACCCAAAGUCGAUGUGCGCGUGGUGAUCGUGGUGACGUUGACCGUGAUUUCUAUAAUCCAGUACUACUCUGGUUGGCAGCGCUACGAUGCUGCCAUCAAAUACUUUUCAACGGUGCCCAAGUAUCGCAACAAGGCGCUGGACAUAGCCCGAGAUGAGAUCCAGGAGCGAGUGCACAAUCGCAAGGGCAAGAAUCGCAAGAGCCUAUCGAAAACGGAACAGAAAGAGGAAAUCGAGCGUAUCAUACGCAAGGUAAUCGAGGAGAAAAUGGACGUUCAGGGCGGCUAUGCGAAGCCGACGCUAUGGGAUGUGCUGUGGGUGCAGCUGCUCAUCUGCCCGUACACGCUGUUCAAUUUCAUUGCGUGGCACGCGCUGUGGUUCUGGCGCUACACGGUGCUCAAGCAGCCGUACGGGCGGGAGCAGCAGCUCUAUUUGAUACGACGCCACAUGGGCAUGGGUCAGCACCAGUUCAAUUCACUGGAGGACAAACAGAUCGAGGAGUAUCUGCAGCUUGAACUGUGGAAGCGCGACAAUUUUGUCGCGUGGAAGGCCGAUCAGGACGAGGACAUGAAGAAGAAAUUGGCCGAGAAUCCGCGCUACAAGGCCUACAGGCGCUACAUGAAGAACCAUGGGCCCGGGCGCAUCACCUUCGAGGAUUAGAGGACGAGUACGGCAUCUGUUGAUGUUCAAGUUUUAUUGUUCCAACGUGUCGCCAUGGGCCAGUCAACUGUAAUUUAUUGUUUUCAACGUUCUCUCAUCUAGCAGACAUCAAUGUUUUUUUUUAUUUUUUGUUUUUCUUUUAACAAUUUGUUCGUGUCUAGGGCGAAGUUUUGCAAUAGCUUAAAAAUAAAUUAUGUUAAUAAUUCUGUUGGCCAUUUGGACACUGCCCGCAGGGCAGCAAUGGCCAAAGCGUUGACCUCGCCACCAAAACCGGUUCCAAAAACGUGCUUACUCGCGUUUCAUCUCUCAUCUUUCAUCUUCCACAUCUGCCAGCAGAAACGUGCGAUAAACGCGAAACCGAAAACCGAGAACCUCUCUGUUUUUUUUCUCUCCUUUUUUAAAGUUGUUAGCUCAAUUGUCCGAAUUUUUAUAUAGCAAAUAUACAAAACACUAAAUAUUAAAUAAAAACUAAAUAUUUAAAUGAGAGUUACAAGUAAA
Messenger RNA from Drosophila mojavensis, 2041 nucleotides. RefSeq names its product dnaJ homolog subfamily C member 25 homolog. Lineage: Eukaryota; Metazoa; Arthropoda; Insecta; Diptera; Drosophilidae. Gene Ontology annotation, biological process: protein folding. Gene Ontology annotation, cellular component: endoplasmic reticulum membrane. The record is from RefSeq and is a predicted model, not a curated record. The transcript has a single exon. The coding region runs from base 518 to 1543 and encodes 341 amino acids.